AUGGAGAACGCUGAAAUUCAGAGCAUCAAGCAGAUUCUUGGACUUCAGCGUGGAAAACAGUAUGACAGUGUGAAGACUUUGAGAUAUGGUCAUUUGAUGAUCAUGACUGAUCAGGUGGAUUCUAUAGUUUACCUUGUUGACGCAUACGACAAAGAGAGAUUUGCAGAGGCCAAAAAGGAGCUGGAUGCCCUUCUCUCAGACGAUUCACUUGCAAAUGUCCCGUUUCUCAUACUUGGGAACAAGAUUGACAUACCCUAUGCUGCCUCAGAGGAUGAGUCAAGAUAUUACUUGGGUUUGACUGGUGUUACUAUCGGUAAGGGUAAUGUUGACCUCGCUGACUCAAAUGUCUGUCGUAUUGAGGUCUUCAUGUGCAGUAUCGCGCGCAAGAUGGGAUAUGGCGAUGGCUUUAAGUGGCUUUCCCAAUACAUUAAGUAG
Molecule: messenger RNA, 435 nt
Organism: Camellia sinensis
Lineage: Eukaryota; Viridiplantae; Streptophyta; Magnoliopsida; Ericales; Theaceae
Source: RefSeq, a predicted model, not a curated record